Messenger RNA from Strongylocentrotus purpuratus (purple sea urchin), 1847 nucleotides. Its product is annotated as deubiquitinase DESI2. Lineage: Eukaryota; Metazoa; Echinodermata; Echinoidea; Camarodonta; Strongylocentrotidae. Gene Ontology annotation, biological process: protein deubiquitination. The transcript is spliced from 6 exons. The record is from RefSeq and is a predicted model, not a curated record. Bases 366 to 986 code for a protein of 206 amino acids. Gene Ontology annotation, molecular function: deubiquitinase activity.
AUAUCGGAUCGUAUUUUCCAGAAAUUACAGAUGACGAAUGUCGUCGUCAUUUUCUUUGUUCCGUGAUAUUUUGGUGACAAAUAUGGGUUUCUACAUAUACCAUUGAUACAUAUUGUAGAGUUAGAUGCUCACAGAAGGUGCGAAGUAUGGAUAUCAUUUCUUGGGCACUUCACAAUGACCUAGAGUACAUGUAGAUCUACAAUAUGUGCUGAAGCUCCCUUUAUUAAGAAGAUAUACCAAUCCAGUAUUAUCAGAGUAAGCAGAGUGCAUCAAGGGAAAUCAUCGCACAGAUUGUGCAGGCCAUCCUACUUAGUGGUUUGGUGAGUGGCUGUGUUGAAAUCAAUACGUGACUCCAGUCUUUGGACAUGACUGCAGUAGAGUUUUGUGGCUUAUACAGAAUGUCUUCUUGUGACAGUGACAGCGAGGAUAGGAGAGAGAAAGGAUCGGGAGAGGAGGUCAGGCUAAAUGUUUAUGAUAUGUAUUGGACUAAUGAAUAUACAACAACACUAGGAUUAGGUGUAUAUCACACUGGAAUUCAAGUUUAUGGGAAAGAGUAUGCUUACGGAGGACACCCUUUCCCGUUCACUGGAAUAUUUGAGAUAGAACCCAGAGAUGUCACAGAUUUAGGAGAACAAUUUAGUUUUAAGGAAACGAUAGUUCUAGGCCAGACUGACCUCACAGAGGAAGACGUAGUGAAAGUAGUAGACUGCCUUGGAAAGAAGUAUCCCGGUGAAGCAUAUCAUCUCAUUCACAAGAACUGCAAUCAUUUCACACAGGAACUAGUACAAAUACUCUGUGCCAAGGAGAUACCGUCGUGGAUCAACCGAUUGGCUGCAGUAGGAGCCCGCCUACCCUUCAUGGAGCGCAUGCUACCCAAGGAGUGGCUAACCCCACUAGCCCUGGUAGAGAACAACUCGGUCAAGGAGCCCGAACCCUCAAGAACACCCAGUGACUCAGAAACGGGCAGCAAGUCAUCAUUGUUAUGACAACCCUGAUAUCACCUCAAGGGAAUGUUUUAUAUACAGAGUGCCACAAGGAUGGGAUGUGUACUUGCUUUUUAUUGUGACUUUAUAUUAAAGGAAAGAUGACAGAGAGGAUCACUCCAUGGAGCAUAUUUUCUUGAAAGCAUACUGUUGAUCCAUCAUUUCCUUUUUCAGACAUAUUCUCUUAUUUAUAUGAAUGUAUGCAGAUUUUGAUAGGAUAGUUGAACCUUGCCUAAACUCUCAUGAAAAUCUAAACUGCUGUAAUACAACUAGACUAGAGUCCAAAAAAUUCACUGACCAAGUUAAUAGCAAUCAAAAACCCAUUUCCGAUGUCGAAAUGAGAGUAACGUGCCGGGUGCCAGUCAAAAUGGCAGUUUGAAAUAUGGGACUGAUUGAAAUUCUCUUACGUUGAAAGGCAAUAUUAAGCAAAUAAAAAAAAAGUGAAAAUAUUUUUUUUUGGAUUACAUGUAGCAAGAUGUAUGAAAAUGAAUAUGCAAGACAUUCUUUUUUUAAAUUAGGUCUACCGGUAGAUGUUUUAAUUGUGUCAUUUUUAUUGAACCACAAAUCUUUUGCUUUUAACCAGGCAGUACGAUAACCAUGAUAUUACAGUUCCUCUCAAUAUUUAUCAUGCUUUGAUUUGAUCAACUCUUUUCUUUUCUUUUCUUUUCCAACAUUUAUUGGUAGAUUUUCCUACCUGUUUGUAGGAUGGAAAGACAGAACAAGCUUGCAGCACUGUGCCUUCUCAGAUAGUAUCUGCUAAUAUUUAACAAAUACUAUUAGCAUGUGGUCAUUCAUUCUAAUAGUGAUAGCUUAGGCUUUAGAUAAUGAUACCAUUCAGCAGAGGUGGAUUGCCAUAAUGUAGGA